AUGACAAAGUAUAUUUUGACUGCCAGAGUGUGGAUACAUUUUGUGCAAAGACAUGUAGAAGACAUAAUAAGCAAUGUCACAUGCAAGGCGGGAUACUGGGAAUGCACCAAAAAUCCAUGUCCAAAGGACUGCCUCGUUCAUGGAGAAGGCCACUAUGUAACCUUCGAUAGAAAAAGAUACCUCUAUGAUGGCAACUGUGAAUAUGUUUUGGUUGAGGAUCAAUGCAGUCAAGAAAAUGGCACCUUUCAAAUCCUGGUGGAGAGUGUCCCAUGUUGUGAAAAUGGAGUGAUAUGCUCGAGAAUUAUCAGAAUUUUUACUGAGGCUAAAGAAUUCAAACUACAUGAUGGCCGAAUGACAAGAAUUGAAAAAUCCUUUGGUCAAACCCAAUGCACAGAUAGUUCCUACUCACUUCACACAGUUGGACUCUAUUUAAUCAUUAAAUUUUCCAAUGGGAUCACUGUGAUAUGGGACAAACGAACAAGAGUUUCAAUCACAUUAGAUCCAAGAUGGAAGAACAAAGUAUGUGGUCUGUGUGGAAACUUCAAUGGCGAUAUCACAGAUGAUUUAACAACACAAGGAAACUGUUUAGUGACAAGCACGUUGGAGUUUGGAAACAGCUGGAAGUCCUCAGUGUUCUGUUCCGAUGUAAUGAAUCAAACAUUCCCGUGUGACAGAAAUCCCUACUGUUCAGCAUGGGCUCAAAGGAAGUGUAGCAUUAUCAAGACUACUGUCUUUCAAAGCUGCCACAGCAAGGUUGACCCAACUCCAUUCUAUGACACCUGUGUCCAGGAGACUUGUUCCUGUGACUUGGAAGGGAGGCAUCUGAGUUUCUGUACAUCUAUAGCAGUGUAUGCAGAAGCCUGUAAUAAAGCUGGUGUUUGUAUUGACUGGAGAACCCCAGACUUGUGCCCGGUAUAUUGUGAUUAUUACAAUGCUCCUGAAGAAUGCAGUUGGCAUUAUCAUCCAUGUGGAACACUGACAACAAAAACCUGCUCAGAUCAUUAUGUUGGAAAGAAGUUCUCUGCUAAACUUGAAGGCUGUUAUGCAAAGUGCCCAGUGAGUGCUCCUUAUUUGGAUGAAAAUAUAAUGAAAUGUGUUAAGUUGGCUGAUUGCACAUGUUACCACAAUGGGAAGAUUUUGCAACCGGGUGAAGUAAUUUGGAAUGUCUGUGAAGAAUGUAAAUGUGACAAUGGAACUGUUACAUGUAGAAAAGGGGUCACUACAACAGUGAAGCCAACAACUACCAUCUCCACUACUGUCUCCAUAUCAGUGACAACUACUCCAAAAGAAACAACCUCUGCAACAGUUAUUGCUGAAACCACUACACCGGGUGUCAGUACAACCAUAAAACCAACUACAACCAGAUCCACAACCAGCUCCACGCUGGAAGUGACAACUUCACCAAAAGAAAGAACCACCACAACAGUCAUUGCUGGAACCACUACAAUAGAAGGAAUCAGUACAACUGGAUUCACUACCAGCUCCAAACCAGAGCUCACUACAACAGUGAAGGAAACUACAGCUGGCUCUACACCAGUGACAACUUCAGCAAAAGAAAUGACGACUCCAACAGUAACUGCUGAAACCACCACAAAAGAAGUGACCUUUUCACCAAAAGGAACACCCACCACAACAGUUAUUGCUGAAACUACCACAAAGGAGGUGACUGCGACACCAAAGGAAACAACAGGCACAACAGUUAUUGCUGCAACCACUACAACAGAAAAACUCACUCCAACAGUGAAGCCAACACCAACAGGAUCCACCACCAGUAUCAAACCGGAGCUCACGACAAGAGUGAAGGAAACUACAGCUGGCUCCACACCAGUGACAACUUCACCAAAAGAAAUGACUACCCCGACAGUUACUACUGAAACCACCACAACAGAAGUGACAUUUUCACCAAAAGGAACACCCACCACAACAGUUAUUGCUGAAACCACCUCAAAGGGACUCACAGCAACACCAAAACCAACUACAACCACAUCCACAACCCAAUCCACAUCAGAGGUGACUGCGACACCAAAGGAAACAACAGGCACA
This is a messenger RNA of Chiloscyllium plagiosum (whitespotted bambooshark), 2043 nucleotides long. The record is from RefSeq and is a predicted model, not a curated record. Lineage: Eukaryota; Metazoa; Chordata; Chondrichthyes; Orectolobiformes; Hemiscylliidae.